UGUGUACACGCGAGACGCUGCAGGCCUGUACGCAUCAGGGAGUGUUAAAUGAAGUUAAAAUCUGACUAAACAAGCGUAAAUUCAAGGUCAGUCGCGAGUAGGCUAUUAUUCAAACGUCAAAGAACCAACGAUUUAUAACUAACGGAAUAAUACGCUGUGUAAGCCAGUGCAUACAACGGGAAUCAAACUAUUUUAAGUAUUACAUUACAGUGGUGCUCUUUGCGAAGUUGAAUAGCCUACACAUUUUUAUGUGUCACAUUUCACCGAUAUGCGGAAUUCUUCAUAUGAGUCGAAUGCCAUAAUUUCCUAAAUUUCCAGGUUCUAAUUGGGAUUUUUCUCAAGAGGAGAAAAACGGAUGGGUUUGUUCAGAUGAUGUCCUUUCAUUUGUCUUUUUAUUGACUUUUACCUGUAUCUCAGCUGUCAAAACCAAACAACGCGGUGCACUUCGGUAGUAGAAGUCCUGUAGUACUUUCUCUCUAAGUUUACGAACAAUCGUCAGUGCUAAGGAAACUACAAUUUCCAAGAUAUACUUGACUAUUUUCUACAUACCUUUUUAGGCGGACUAAAGCGAAUACCACUACUGUUCGACAAAGAGGACGUGUGGCAGAAUCUUGGAAGCAUGGACUCAGUGCAAAACCUGAAAAGAAAGAAAACAUCGGUUGCUGGUAGUGUUUAUCUUCAUUAGUUUCGCAAGCGUGCAUGCUUGUCAUUAAUUCUUCAAAACUUACUUCCCCCUUCACGGAACUAGCACUGUCCUUCCUCAUUAGUUUGUGCGGAACGUGUCAACUUCAGUAGUGACGGGCAUUAUUUCGCUGCUGUAGGCUACGGACACCCAGAUUGCAUGCGCUGGACCAGGGGAGCGUGUUGGGAGCUUUAGGACUAAAUCCUACCUUAGCACAGUCUGCGAGAAUUUCUCCAUUGUGCCACUGGAAUACAAUUGCAAUACGAAAAAACGCCAGAAGGAUAAAUGUUGAUUACAUUUAGGUCCGAUUUUAAGGUUUAUGUUUAAAUGUUGUAAUAAAUACCAGUAGAUUAUGUUCUACUAUCUAAAUUUGUGAAUAUUAAUACGCUAUUAGGAAGCGAAUAUGAAAUUCAACGGGUACCUGAAGCUCAGGAUUGGGGAGGCGGUGGACCUUAAGCCAACAUCUACCUCUCUCCGACACUCCGUUAUGUUUAAUAAAACGUCUUCACCCCUGGAUCCCUAUAUUUUGGUCAAAGUGGACGAAAGCAAAAUCGGACAGACGCACACCAAGCAGAAGACAAACACGCCAACUUACAACGAAGAGUUUUGCCUUAACGUCAACGAUGCAAAGAACAUUGAACUUGCGGUGUUUCAUGACACCCCGAUUGGAUAUGACGACUUCGUUGCCAACUGUAAUAUACACUUCGAGGACCUGAUUAAAACGUCCAACACGGAGGAAACCUUCGAAGGAUGGGUGGACUUGGAGCCCGAGGGCAAGGUGUACAUUGUGAUCUCUAUCACAGGCUCCUUCGUCGACGACGAUGCCGUGGGAAGCGAGAGGCAGUACAAGCAGUUCAACCGGCAGCGGCAGGGGGCGGUGCGGCGGAAGAUCCAUCAGGUCAACGGGCACAAGUUCAUGUCCACCUUCCUCCGGCAGCCCACCUUCUGCUGCCACUGCAAGGAGUUCAUCUGGGGGGUUUUCGGCAAGCAGGGCUACCAGUGCCAAGUGUGCACCUGCGUGGUCCACAAGCGAUGUCACCAGAAGGUCGUCACUACCUGCCCCCGAAUGAAGAAGCCAGCCAAGGAGGAGACCACAGCCCAGGGCUUCAGCAUCAACGUCCCUCACAAGUUCAGCGUCCACAACUACAAGGUCCCCACCUUCUGCGACCACUGCGGCUCUCUCCUGUGGGGCAUCGUCAAGCAGGGCCUGCACUGCAAGAUCUGUAAGAUGAACGUGCACAUCCGCUGCCAGGGCAACGUAGCGCCUAGCUGCGGGGUCAACAGUGUGGAGCUAGCCAAAAAGCUGGCAGAGAUGGGACUACAGGCAGGAGGGCUUCAGAAGAGAAACUCUGUGGUGAGCACUGCCGGUGAAGGCCACGGCCGGCGGGGUAGCGGUGUGCAGAGCGAGGGCCAGCAAGGGGACUCGGAGGUGCAGACCCGGCGCCUGGGCAUCUCAGACUUCACUUUCCUGCAGGUGUUGGGCAAAGGCAGCUUCGGAAAGGUGAUGCUGGCUCGUCUGAACAGUACGGAGCAGGUGUUCGCAGUGAAGGUGCUGAAGAAGGACAUCAUCCUGCAGGACGAUGAUGUGGAGUGCACCAUGACGGAGAAGAGGGUUCUGUCCCUCGCUCGCUGUCACCCCUACCUCACCCAGCUCUACUGCUGCUUCCAGAGCUCCGACCGUCUCUUCUUUGUCAUGGAGUUUGUCAACGGGGGCGACCUCAUGUUCCACAUACAGAAGUCUCGAAAAUUCGAAGAGGGGAGAGCGCGAUUCUACACGGCCCAGAUCACCUCCGCCCUCAUGUUCCUACACUCCAAGGGCAUCAUCUACCGAGACCUGAAGUUGGACAACGUGCUCCUGGACAAGGACGGCCACUGCAAGCUGGCCGACUUCGGCAUGUGCAAAGAGGGGAUGUUUGAGGGCCUGGCCACCGGUACCUUCUGCGGCACCCCAGAUUACAUCGCCCCGGAGAUCCUGCAGGAGAUGCUGUACGGGCCCUCGGUCGACUGGUGGGCACUCGGCGUGCUGCUCUACGAGAUGCUGUCUGGCCACGCCCCCUUCGAGGCAGAGAACGAGGACGACCUCUUUGAGGCCAUCCUUAACGAGGAGAUUGUCUAUGCAUCCUGGCUGAGCACCGACGCUGUGGCCAUCCUUAAAGCUUUUCUCACCAAGAACCCGCUGCGUCGGCUGGGCUGCGUGGCGGCGGACGGCGGGGAGAACGCCAUCGUCAGCCACGCCUUCUUCUCGGGCGUCGACUGGGAGAAGCUGAACCGCAAGGAGAUCGAGCCGCCUUUCAAGCCCAGGAUUAAAACUCCGGAGGACGUUAAUAAUUUCGACCCGGACUUCACUCGAGAGGAGCCCACGCUCACACCCAUCGAAGACUCGCUGAUCCCCGCCGUCAACCAGGAGGAGUUCCAGAGCUUCUCUUUCACCUCCCCGGAUCUGCUCCUUGGCUAGCGCUUCUGCUCCUCUGUCCCUCUCCCCAUCCCUGUCUUCCUCUUCCGCUUCCUCUCUGCUUUAGUGCUGUCUGCACCCGCCUGUCUGUGUGUCUCUGCCUUCACCUUCACUUCCUUCCUAUUCCUCCUGCCUCUUGCAGCUGCUGUGACUGAGCAUGGUGUACCCAAAGACCCUGAUGCAGUGCAUGCUGGGUGUGUGGCCUCGCCAGCGUCCCCAGGCAAGCUGGGCUGCAGGGCGCUACACAGAGCGCCCGGAACAUUGGGCACUCCCACACCUGCCACCAUGCCCUGGGAGGGGGGGCAUUCUGAUAGGAUCACGCCACCAUAAGGAGCCCGGGUGUUUGGCUCCCAGGGGGAGGGGCUGAGAGCGCAGAGAUGUGGCGAUACUCUGGUCCUGACGAUUUCUCUCAGAACGACCUUUUCAUUCAACAUCCCCCUCUUUUCCUUUAAUCUCCACCGUUUAAAUUUCAAUUCUUUCUACUUUUUUCUUGUUUGAACUUGCCCAGUACGCGUCAAAACAACGCGAGUGAAAUUUGCAUUCAGGUACUUUGAGGCGAUGGGCGGUGCUUGCUGUCUGAACGGCGCGGGGACAUUUUCCGCCGCGCGUGUCUCACCCAAAGAGGCCGAGCGCUACGUGAGAUUGCUCACGUCAGCUGCGCCCCCUUCACUAAGAGCGCUGAAUAUAGAGUGCGAACCCGAAUCUGAUGCACACCGCCGCCGUGCACAGCCUCAGCCCACCGCACCACGGUGAGUCACAGCAGGCAGCUUCCAGUAGACGCGACUGUUGGGCAGUCCCUUACUGCCGAGGCUUCCUGCCAGCGUCAGGCCACUCAUUAGCAUCCCAUGGAAGGGCCUUGUGAAAUACUUUUCCGGUGAUGUGGUUCUCAGAGCUGGACUAUUAGCCUGAAGAGAAAAUGGAUGCCAGAUUACUUGACAGUUCAGCCUGUUGGUUUCUGUGAAGGCAGGAUGGGGGAAGAAUAGAGAAUUUGUUUUAGACACUGGCUGUGCAGUUCAUAACAGUAAACUGCAUUACUUCAAUGGCCGUACUCUUCUGUUUGUGUGUCUGUUUGCAUUUUUUUGGGGUCUUGGAGCCAUCUCAGUGAUCUCUACCAGUCAUCUGUCAGGAAAUACACUGCGUGGGUCUGUUGUGCUAUGCGUGUGGCCAGCCGUUUCUCAUUCACUUACACGUACCUCCACAAGCCACUCCUUAAGCCAGACUCAUCCAGUGCAAUCUUAUUCAUCGCUUGCCUGAAUGCAUUGCUUUCAGUUACCACAAAAAGCCUUCUGCAUAGAGAAGGACUGAAAGAUCUCAUGUGGAGACUUCAAAGCUGUUGCCUUUAGUCCGUGAUCUGAACGGCCUGCUUUUGGUUUACUGAAACAUGAGAGUUCAGAACAGCCGAUAUGUAUCUAGUAUAUACGAGUGAGACAAACACAGUUGUCUUACUUACCUUUAUUUCAAAAUAUUAGCGGUCUCCAGUGCUCCGUCUAUUGUAACCAUGACUGUAAAAGAAGUAAAAGUGGUUGAAAAGAGUUUUAAAAAAUCAACAAAUGCAAUUUAUUUAUUUGUACACAUUGCUUAUCUGGAAUAAUGUACUGUUAUUAAAACUAUGUUAACAAAUGUGAAUCUCACAAAUCGUUUUGAAUUGUAUUAAAGGGCAUAGUUUUUCAGGUAUUAUUGAAUGUACAUUUGCUCGAUUACUGCGCAUUACAUUCCGUCACAUAGAGCCUGUGGAAUGGGGUGAGAGCAUUGAGGCCUACCAAGAAUGUACAGAACUAGUCCUUUUUACCCACUCUGAUGACUGUUGACUUACACGUCUGUAAAUAAUUAUGCUUUCACUGUAGUACUGGUAAACUUGAGCACUGAAUCAAAUCUCUCGUGAGAUGACCCUGUCGGCGGCAUGCUGUCUGUGUCCUGCACAGUGAGACACUGGCUGUGGUUCAACACGCAGCUGGAUAGCCUCUUUUGUUCCAGGCACAUUCUCAGUACUGCAGAAUAAGUAUAAAAAAAACACACAUACAAAGUAAAAUAAAAAUCUAAUUGAUGA
Molecule: messenger RNA, 5181 nt
Organism: Anguilla anguilla (European eel)
Lineage: Eukaryota; Metazoa; Chordata; Actinopteri; Anguilliformes; Anguillidae
Gene: prkcha
Product: protein kinase C, eta, a
Exons: 14
Coding region: 1086-3137 (683 amino acids)
Biological process (GO): protein phosphorylation
Molecular function (GO): diacylglycerol-dependent serine/threonine kinase activity; ATP binding
Source: RefSeq, a predicted model, not a curated record